Fusarium vanettenii 77-13-4 is the source of this 825-nucleotide messenger RNA. RefSeq lists its product as uncharacterized. Bases 1 to 825 code for a protein of 274 amino acids. NCBI's taxonomy places the organism in Eukaryota, Fungi, Ascomycota, Sordariomycetes, Hypocreales, Nectriaceae. The transcript has a single exon. The record is from RefSeq and is a predicted model, not a curated record.
AUGGCUGGCGGGUCCAAACUUCGUCUGGCCGAGAGCCUCAUGCUCUCCAAGAGUCUCGAUAAAUUCACCGACGCCGACACCGCGCUGAUUGAGGAAGCUGUCGUCGCCAUCGAGCGUGAUAUCGCCCGCGACAGUGGUCUCACCGAGGCAGAGUUCCGCCUCUUGACCUUCUUCAUGGACAACAGUGAUGACAAGCACAGUCUCAUCACCGACUACGCCCUCAAAAUCAUCGGUGGCCGCAAGCGAGACAAGUAUUCGCAGUGGGACAAGGACCUGAUUCACUCGGCCGCAAAGUCCCUUUCUGAUACUCUCCAGGCACAGGGCAAGCUACCCAAGGAUGCCUCCAGGUCAGAACAAAAGAUCUACGUGGCAGACGAGACCCUCAACCCCAGGUACGCCGAGUCAACCGCGAACGCUGCGUCCUCGAUUGUGUCCCACUCGCCAAGCAUGCUGGCCACCCUCGAGUCUCUGGCCAAUAUCCCCAACAUCAUGGGGAGCGGGGGCCUUUCUGACCUCAACUCGUACGAUGCUGGCCGGAUCGCUGCUUUCAUGAAGGCACACCCCGACCGCUUCGAACAGCCAGCUCCUUUGACCGUGACCGGCCCUCCCAAGGAACGCACGCCUCGAGGACGUCUGCCUCCGGGCCCUCAGUUCCCGCAGCUUCCCUCAUAUGCCGAGUGUCGUCUUGAGGACUUGCCCGACACGAUCGCCGACAUUGACGCCGAGAUCGACCUUCGUCUCAACCACCAGGCGGAAAUCUCCGAAUAUCUGAUUCGGAACAGCGGAGUCCUCUGGCGUCUCAAGAUGAAACGCAACAUGCUGUAG